AUGAAGAUGAGGGCUGGGAACCGCGACUCCAAUGCCAAACCUCAAUCCAUUCGCUACGGCUUCGUCGGACUCCCCAAUAGGAAGAGGUUCGGUGCGGGGUUUGUCAAUGGAGACACGACUCAAUCCACCUCAUCGGUGGGCCUUGUUACGCGCAAGCAUCUGACGAAAACCGAGUUCUUGAGCUGUGAACCUGUUAAUUUCCAUGGGCCAGUUCGGAUCAACGACCAAUCGCACGGCAAUCGUAUAGCGCUAGUUGUCUUCAACAAAACAAAAGAAGGCAGUGCCCCAGUUGCAACCCAUGUCUGCAUUUAUCGGAAGUCCAAGGUGGCGACGACUGAAACGCCUGCCGCCUCCCAGGUAUUUCGUAUUGCGGAGGGACAGGAACAGCAGCAAUCGGAGAAUCAACAAAACGAGCAGAAUGAGGGAGCCUUCUUCAUCAGUGGCCAAACCCAUGAAUUUCAGGGAUCCCUGAACAGGGCUAGAGAUGCGCUGGAGCUGUCGCUUCGCAGUCGUUGCGGCUUCUCGGAUGAAACACAUUGGACGGCGGUGGCGAUUCCGCGCCCCAAAUAUGCAACGGUCACAAACAACAGCGCUGAAAUGGUCAGCUGUACCGUUAAGAACAGGAAUGAUGCUCGAGGCGAGCUAUUGACACCUGCUGGCCUCGCCCUCGCUCUGCUCGGAUUACUUGCUGGAGUGCCUCAAGCCUUUUGCGCUGUGGUGGCAAUCGGCGGACUCAGUCUCGCUGCCGAAUCAUGGAAGGACAUGAUGUGGAUCAAUGACACGAAAAACGACGAGUCAACUGCGAUGCUGUUCCCUGGGGACAAGAUCCGACAUGUUGUGGGAGGUUGGGGGCCAUUUGAAAACGACUACGAUAUUAUAACGAUGCAAAAUCACGUCGAGGAACACACAAAUACCUCCGGGGGUCCAGAGUGGACGGUGAAGCGCAUCCGGGACAGCGGCACGUCCACGCAGAUGGUCCAUCUCCCUCUUGAGCUCCUACAGGAAAUGGUACAGCGCCGGCUCCUGUUUAUAGACGGCCUGAAGCCUUCCGGGUCUUCGAAUCCGUCUAAAAGUCCGCCAUUUGCCCUAGAAGAAGGCUCUGUCCUGUCGUACAACACCGCCUUCAAGUCUGGGCAGGGUAUCUACGAUUGCUGGUACUCCAACAGUUACUGGGGUGAACAAUCCGACACCCUCUCGGAAGCCAAUGAAGAGAAGAAAAUUGCCAUUGUCCAAGGCCCAGAUUCGCAUUUCAAGCCGGCCGGGUACUGUUCGACCGGUUAUCACGUGCGUCAUUUCGGGGAGGACCCAUUCACGCCGGUGCUAGAACUCACACGCUGCUGCUAUAUCAAGGUACCCUCCUCGGAGAGAGAAACAGCUCGUCGCUUGAUCGGCAGGGUUGACGGUUCUGCUGGCGCAAUCGAGUUGAUUGAAAAGAGCGAGAAGAGAGAAAAGAAUACUAGGGCGUAUCAUCUACAGAAGGUGGCUAGAGACACCUACGAUCUGUAUGCUUGGGCAUGGAAAAAGUCACUCACAAUAAGGUCUACCGGCGGCGAUAGAGUAUACUUUGUGGUGAGGAAAUGGUCGCCGGCGAAACGGGCGAUUAGUCGAGACAUUUGGACGUUUAGACGAUGUCAAGUGCCUGUCUCUUGGAUUAGUCGGUAG
This is a messenger RNA of Trichoderma aggressivum f. europaeum, 1662 nucleotides long. RefSeq lists its product as uncharacterized. Bases 1 to 1662 code for a protein of 553 amino acids. The transcript is spliced from 4 exons. The record is from RefSeq and is a predicted model, not a curated record. NCBI's taxonomy places the organism in Eukaryota, Fungi, Ascomycota, Sordariomycetes, Hypocreales, Hypocreaceae.